Messenger RNA from Gastrolobium bilobum, 693 nucleotides. RefSeq lists its product as uncharacterized. Bases 1 to 693 code for a protein of 230 amino acids. NCBI's taxonomy places the organism in Eukaryota, Viridiplantae, Streptophyta, Magnoliopsida, Fabales, Fabaceae. The record is from RefSeq and is a predicted model, not a curated record. The transcript has a single exon.
AUGAACAAAGAAAUGAGCCUUCCUGGGUCAUCAAUACCAUCCGCAACCUAUAGUAUUGUUGCAAAAGAUACACCCCCAAAGAAAGGAUGGCGAAUGAUUCUAGGACGUGCAGUAGAUUGGUUGGCAUAUAAAGAUAAGAGCGAAUGGUUGAACAAUAUGAGAGGGAACAUAAGUAUGGCGGCUUCCAUAAUCGCAACUAUGACAUUUCAACUUGCUACUAACCCACCAGGUGGCGUGGUGCAGGUAAGUCAGUAUGUAGAUGUCGUAGAAGUUUGUCGUAAUAUUUCCUCAAAUCCGGCACCAAUUCCAUGCCCUGGGGAAUCUGUCUUAGCUGCUAUUUAUCCAGAACAGUAUGUCAGGUUCUUGGCAAGCAAUACCAUAUGUUUCGUUGCAUCUUUGAGUGUUUGUCUAUUGCUUGUAAGUGGACUCCCUCUAAGUCAUCGAUUUCCCACUUGGCUCUUAUUAAUAGGUAUGUGCAUCACUGUCACAAGCCUCGCUCUUACCUACUUGUAUGGCAUAAUAUUGGUCACCCCAACAAUUGCUCCCGUUUGGGAUACAGCUAAAAAAAUGUUUGAAAAGGUUCUCUGGACUUGGAUUGGCUUGUUAGUAAUCGUCAGUUUUCUCCACAUGAUACGCCUAUUUGUUUGGUGCGCGGAGAAAUGCAUCAAGAAACGUAAUCGCCAGCAAAAAUGA